AUUGGUUGUAGUAAUACUAACGUAAUGCUCAUUAGUUUAAAAGUUUGUUUCUUUUGAGCACCAUCACUCACCUCACCAUAGCUUUUCCUUUCCAAUUGGGCAGAUUUUCCAAAAGCAAAAAGAAUCAAAACUCCACAGGCAAUCACCACUCCCCCUCCCUGCAUUUGCACCAACACCAAAUCAUCACUGUCUUCACAACACCAUGUGCAUGCCCCUCACUUCUUCUGCAUCUCCCUACUCAUAAUCAAGCUCAAGCUAUCUCUGCCUCUUAGGAGUUAACACUCUCCUCGUCAACAUAAAUUCACAAAACCCCAUGUUAUUGGAUUGGUCUCUCUGAACAACCUCUGAUUUCCAAAAGUUCAAACCAUGGAAUCUUCAUCCCUCAUCCGCAACAAGCUUUAACUAAGUUGAACCAUUUCAUGGAGAUUCAGCAAAGCGUGAAGCUAAUGGUCCACAAGAAAUGGGGUUCACCAAAAGGAACAGCAAAAGAAUCAGAGAAAUUCCCAGAACCAAUCACUACACCAAGGCUGAAAUGGAAGAAGCUCUUCUUCCACAGCAUCAUCCAUUCAAAACCCAACAACAACAGCAACAAAACCCAAAACUCACCACCAGAAGAGUUCCUCUGCCCCAUUUCAGGUUCCAUCAUGGCAGACCCUGUCAUCGUCUCCUCCGGCCACUCCUUCGACCGCGCCUCCGUCCAAGCCUGCAAGGAUCUCAACUUCACCCCUCAACUUCCUGAUGGUAACACCCCUGAUUUCUCCGCCGUCAUCCCCAACCUCGCCCUCAAAUCCUCCAUUCUCAAAUGGUGCCAAACCCAAACCACCACCACCACCGCACCCAACACCGCCACCACAGAGAACCGCGUUCGCACACUAAUGGCUUCCAAGCCGCCACCACCCAAAGACCCACCUGUGAAUCUCUUCACCCGCGCAGAAACCCAAGUCCCUCUGCGACCAACCCACCUCUACACGAGCUCCGAGGAAUCCAUAGCCACUGCAACUUCAUCAUCAACCCCGCCACUGCAAUUCUCAACCCAACCCAGUUGCUGCUACUCUUCUCCUUCUUCCUCUGAACUCGAACCAGCAACGACCCCUGAAGAAGAAGAAAUCGUGUCCAAACUGAGAAACCCACAAGUCUUCACCGUCGAAGAGGCGCUAGCUUCUCUCAGAAAGCUCACCAGAACGAGAGAGGAAACCAGGGUCCACCUCUGCACCACUCGGUUACUCUCUUCCCUUCGCUCCCUCGUUGUUUCCAAGUACAGCAACGUUCAGGUGAACGCUCUCGCCUCCUUGGUGAACCUCUCUCUGGAGAAGACGAACAAGGUGAGAAUCGUCCGGUCAGGGAUCGUUCCGCCGGUGAUCGAGGUGCUGAAGUACGGUGCCCCUGAGGCGCAGGAGCACGCUUCCGGUGCGCUCUUCAGUUUAGCUCUCGACGACGACAACAAAACCGCCAUCGGAGUCCUCGGCGCUCUGCCGCCGUUGCUCCACUCGCUCCGAUCGGAAAGCGAGCGGACUCGCCAUGACUCGGCCUUGGCGCUUUACCAUCUUUCCCUUGUGAGGAGUAACCGGGCCAAGAUGGUGAAAAUCGGGUCGGUUCCGGUUCUUUUGAGUAUGGUCAAGUCGGGUCAUAUGAUGGGUCGGGUUUUGUUGAUAUUGGGUAAUUUGGGUUUCGGGUCGGAUGGGCGGGCUGCGAUGUUGGAUGCGGGUGUGGUAGAGUGUAUGGUGGGGUUGUUGAGUGGGACCGAGUUGGUGUCCGGGUCGACUCGGGAGAGUUGUGUCGCGGUGAUUUAUGCACUGAGUCAUGGCGGGUUGAGGUUUAAGGCGGUCGCGAAGGCGGCCGGGGUGGUGGAGGUGCUGCAGAAGGUGGAGAAGUUGGGUAGUGAGAGGGCUAAAGAGAAGGUGAGGAGAAUAUUGGAGAUGAUGAGAGCUAAGGAGCCAGAAGAGGAGGAUGUGGAUUGGGAGGAGCUACUUGAGUCGGGGUUGGGUUCUCGAACUCGAAGCCGAUUCGGGAGUGAGUUGGACGAGUCUACUGCUAACUCGGCCGAGUUCUGAAAUUUUUCUUUUUUCUUUAUGUAAUUAUUGGUUCACUGGGCUCUCAUGUUGCUUGGUUUUUAUAUUUUCCAUUGUUUUUUGGUUUUCAAGUUGGACAGAGAAUUGGAAAAUGGAAAUACUUUUUUUUUACUCCUUGUUGUGGAUUUUACAUUUUACAGGGAUGAAAAUAGUGAUGGAUUUUCAGCUAAAUUGAGGAUGAGAGAAUUACUUGUGAUUAGUCUUAUGUAACUGGGGAAAUAAAGAAUGGGGAUGUUGUUUUUUUA
Messenger RNA from Lotus japonicus, 2314 nucleotides. RefSeq names its product U-box domain-containing protein 40. Gene Ontology annotation, cellular component: cytoplasm; nucleus. The record is from RefSeq and is a predicted model, not a curated record. Gene Ontology annotation, biological process: protein ubiquitination. The transcript has a single exon. The coding region runs from base 420 to 2051 and encodes 543 amino acids. Gene Ontology annotation, molecular function: ubiquitin-protein transferase activity; protein binding. NCBI's taxonomy places the organism in Eukaryota, Viridiplantae, Streptophyta, Magnoliopsida, Fabales, Fabaceae.